CGUGUUUAUAGUGCAUAGGCUUUACUUCAUUAUAUUUCUACGACCAAUAUUUUUACCCGAUUGUAAAGGAACUUUAUUCGUUUAUGCACGGUGUAAGAAGUAACUAUGUUUAAAACAGUGUUUUCAAAUCUAAAAAUGAUGAUUAAUACGUCUACAUUUUCCAAAGGACUUAUAAUUUUCUUAGUGUAUUAUCUCACGAUAAUUUCAACAGUAACAAUUGCCGAGAAACAGACACAGGAAGAAAAUGUUAUUAUUGAAAUUGACAUCCAGAAUCGUAGAGUAACACUCAACGAUAUCUUAGCCGAAGAUAAUGCCGAGGAAUUUCAACAAAACAUAGUGGAUGAAAAUGAAGAAAACCUCACUACACAACAAAUUAGUCAAAUUAUGGGUUCAAUACAACUAGGAGUAAAACAUGAAAUGAAAAUUAGAACUGUAACACCCGUUUCAUUUCCUAGUGAUUUUAAUAAAAAUAAUAUGCAGGAGUUUCGUAAUUGGCAUGAUUCUAACAAUAACCGUUAUCCAAAUUUUUUUUUUUAUAUAUACGCUCCACUUACAUUCCAUUAUUUCAGACACUUAUUUGGCAUUAACUCAGAAGAUUAUACUACCUCGUUUUGUAACUCACCUCUUCGGGAACUUUCCAACCCGGGUGCUAGUAAAUCAAUAUUUUACCUCACACCAGAUGAUAAAUUUAUAAUGAAAUCUGUACAGCAAACCGAAGAUCAAUGUUUAGUACAUUUACUUUCCAAGUACACCACUUAUUUGACUGACAAUCGGGAAUCUCUGUUGCCAAAAUUUUCCGGUUUUUAUGGUUUUCAGUGCAAUUCAAUAAGCAAUAAAAUAGUAACUAUGAACAAUUUACUACCUUCUGGCAUAAAAAUGCACCAAAAAUUUGAUCUGAAAGGUUCGACUCUUGGUAGAAAUGCUUCCGUUCGUGAAAAACGUAAAAAAUCGCCUACAUAUAAAGAUUUAGAUUUUAAAAAUGAACUUCAUCCCAGGGGUUUAUUUUUGAAGACAGACACUCGCUUAGCUCUUCUCAAAACAAUAGCAAACGAUUGUGAAAUACUAAAAGAAUUUAAUAUAAUGGAUUACAGUAUUUUAAUGGGUGUUCAUAACAUCGACCAUCAUUUGGAAACCGAUGACAAUCCUUCAUUAAGGUCGGCAGCUAUUCUCAGGUGGGAGAGAUUGAUGGCUGAUUCAGUAGAGGGAAAUAUUCAAGCUUGGACUUUGUCAGAAGAAAAUUAUGCUUCAUUAAGUGGUAGCAUACCUGCUAAAAGUGUCAAUGGUGAUAGAUUAUUACUAUUUGUUGGAAUUAUUGACAUACUUCAAACUUUUCGAAGAACAAAAAGCCUAGAGCAUAGAUUGAAAUCAAUUAAAUUGAAGGUUACACCUUGUCAGAAAGAAACUGCCGACUCUAUUUCUGUACAACAUCCCGGAUUCUAUAAAUCUAGAUUUCUUGAAUUUAUGACCAAUUCAGUGUUCAAGCCAAUGUUGUCUCCUGAAGAACUUAAUAAAUUAUCCAAGCAACCAAUCGACAUACAAUCGUCGAGUGUACGGCGGAAUUCUAAAUUAUCUAUCAUUAUAAUGCCAGACUGUUUAAAAUAACCCAAAACAAAGAUGAUGACAACUAUAAUGAAUAAUACCUGUUAAUAUAUCCAUACUGUGUUGUACUAAUAAUCGUAGAUCUGAAAUUUAGAAAUAUUCGUCGGAGUGCAUGAUCAGUUUAUUUUUUAAUUUUGGUUUUAAAGUCCACAACGUUUGUUUCUUGCAAAAAAAAUUAAUUUUAUGACUUAAAAAGUUAAGAAAUAUAAUUAGAAAACUUUGCGACUGUAUCGUCCGUUUGACGAUAUUUGUUCUUAAUUUAUAAUAGGUACUAUUAUUUUUAUCGAUUUCUGUGUACUUACAUUAAUAUAAUAUACGUAUAUUUAUUUA
This is a messenger RNA of Metopolophium dirhodum (rose-grain aphid), 1929 nucleotides long. Its product is annotated as phosphatidylinositol 4-phosphate 5-kinase type-1 beta-like. Gene Ontology annotation, molecular function: phosphatidylinositol kinase activity. Bases 106 to 1602 code for a protein of 498 amino acids. The transcript is spliced from 3 exons. The record is from RefSeq and is a predicted model, not a curated record. Gene Ontology annotation, biological process: phosphatidylinositol metabolic process. Lineage: Eukaryota; Metazoa; Arthropoda; Insecta; Hemiptera; Aphididae.